AUUUUUUCUUCGGCUUAAUAGGAAGGUUACGUCAUUACAUUAAACCUUUGCAAAAAAGAGAUGAUUUUGUAUAAAUAGACUGAGAAUCCACAUUUGAUCAGACAAUCAUGAAGUGGUUUGUGGUGGUUGCAAUUGUGUCGACUUGCCUUGUGGCAGCGAUCCAAACAGCAGAGCUCGAGAAUGUCCUUAGAGUAAGAAGAAAUUCUUACAACAAAGGCGGCGGUGGCGGAGCCGGAGGUGGCGGCGGAUGGGGUGGAGGAGGGGGAGGUGGUAAAGGAGGCGGCGGUGGUGCAGGAUGGGGCGGCGGCGGUGGACAAGGAGGCGGUAAAGGAGGCGGUGGCGGAUGGGGCGGCGGUGGUGGUGGAGGAUGGGGCGGCGGCGGUGGCCAAGGAGGUGGUGCCGGAGGUGGCGGCGGAUGGGGAGGCGGUGGCGGACAAGGAGGAGGCGGUGGUCACAAUGGAGGAGGUCAUAACGGAGGUGGAGGACACAACGGAGGCGGCGGAUAUAACGGAGGUGGUGGACACGGUGGAGGUGGAGGUGGAGGACACGGCGGAGGUGGUGGACACAACGGAGGCGGCGGUCACCAUGGAGGUGGAGGACACAAUGGAGGCGGUUAUGGAAGUUCUGGUGGUGGUUACGCAUCUGCUUCAUCAUCUGCUAAAGCCGGAGCUUAUGGAAAAUGAGAAGCGAAGAGUAUCUUCAAGUUCAAGAAAUAAGAAAAGACGAAUGUAUUGUGAUUUUAUUUUUGUAAAAAUUUUGUGUGUAUUUUGCCGUUAAUAAAAAAUUUAUUACA
This is a messenger RNA of Diabrotica virgifera virgifera (western corn rootworm), 793 nucleotides long. Its product is annotated as ctenidin-1. The transcript is spliced from 4 exons. The record is from RefSeq and is a predicted model, not a curated record. The coding region runs from base 108 to 683 and encodes 191 amino acids. NCBI's taxonomy places the organism in Eukaryota, Metazoa, Arthropoda, Insecta, Coleoptera, Chrysomelidae.